Dicrocoelium dendriticum is the source of this 1107-nucleotide messenger RNA. NCBI's taxonomy places the organism in Eukaryota, Metazoa, Platyhelminthes, Trematoda, Plagiorchiida, Dicrocoeliidae. The record is from the annotation of a GenBank genome assembly.
AUGGUACACAAGCCCAACGUCUGGUUUGCCAUUUUUGAGAUAGAGUUAGAGAACCGAGGGAUCUCUGCCGACCAAGCUAAAUACAACCAACUGGUCCCACGCCUUUCGCAACAGGUGGUGACACUGGUUGAAGCCGUACUGCUUCAUCCACCUAAAGACGGUAAAUACGAAGCAAUGAAGCAGUUGAUCCUAAAGGAGUCGCAACCCAGCGCUCGUGCUCGACUGGAGCAACUCUUUCAUAGCACUAAGCUAGGCGAUCGCAAGCAUUUGGUUUUGCUCCGCGAUAUUCAGCAGAUUGCUGGCCCUUCGUACAUGAGUGAAGAAGCAUUAAAAGAAUUGUGGCUCUCCCGCCUACCUGAUCCUCUUCCUUUAAUGCUCGUAGCUUAUCCAAAUAGAUCACUCAAAGAGUUGGCAAUAACCGCGGACGCAGCCUUUGAGAGAAACCCUCAACACAUGAAGGCAUCCAGCAGCAUUUUCGCCACGUUAACGGAUAAAGACUUGAAUGCAAAAGCGCCAGCGCAAGCAGACACCAGAGACGAGGAGACAGCAGCGCUUCGCCGAGUCGAAGUGAGCGUUAUCCCUGCCAACGCGCAUAACAAGCAUACGAAGCCCACGUACAAUCUACGGGCAGCCAACGGCUCACCGAUAGCUUCAUACGGUCAGCGCAUGAUGAACCUAGAUUUAAAUCUCCGCAGAGACUUUCACUGGGUUUUCACGGUUGCGUCAGUACCUUUCGCAAUUAUCGGUAUCGAUUUUCUUCGCCAUUUUGGAUUGCUUGUCGACGCGGGUCGCAACAGAAUUUUAGAUGAUCAUACGAAACUAGGUGUUGAUGGUGUCCUUUCAGAUGCCCCGAUAAUCAACCCUGUAAUUCGGAUCGCAGACGCACCGACCGACUACUUGAGCCUCCUCUACGAACACCCGCGAUUGGUUAGAUCGGCUGCAGAGCUUCCACCAGUCACGACAGAGGUCGCUCACCACAUAGUUACUCGCGGUCAGCCAAUUAGCGCACGACCAAGACGGCUUGCUCCAGACAAACUACGAGCCGCACUAGCAGAAUUUGACCACAUGCUUCAACUCGGUAUCGUCAGACCGUCCAACAGCUCAUAA